AUGGGUCGGAAGAAGAAAGUAAUAUUGAAGCCAGUAGCGGUUUCCGAUGAGACGACGGUGGAAGACCUCCCUUCGAUCCAAGAAGUGGAGCCUGAGUUGACUACUGCUGAAGAGUUUCAUGAACCAUGUGCCGAUUUCGAGAUGGAUUGUGGAACUGAAGAGAUUUUGAAUCGCUCUUCGCCCAAAGCAGGGAACUGGGCUGAAGAGGUUGAGGAUGUCGAUUUUCAGAACUCUGCGAAGGAAAUUUGGAGUAAGUUCAAAACAAAUCAGGUUCUCACCCCUUCUACCCGUCUGGUUUAUACUGAACCUUUGAAAGUUGGUGAACAAAUUGUUGCUCGUCUGGACUUGGAGGAGGUGGAGAUUGAAGCCUCAUUUUGGAAAAAUGCUAUAGUAUGUAUUGUGCUUGGUGCCAACCCUCCCUUCAGAGUUUUUGAAGGUUUUGUCAAAAGAGUAUGGGGGAAACUAGGGGUUGAUAAGAUAGUAAGAAUGCACUCUGGUUUUACAUUGGUAAAUUUUAGGGAUGAAGUUACUCGGGACCUAAUUCUAGAAACGGGAGUCAUACACUUCGACAAGAAGCCUGUUGUCCUUCGCCCUUGGACAACAGACAUGGAUUCUGUGAGAAUGGUGAAGUCUGUCCCGGUGUGGAUUCGAAUGAAUGGUCUGGGUUUGCAAUAUUGGGGAAAAAAUAGUCUUAGUGCUCUAGUGAGUACAAUUGGCAAACCAAUUAUGGUGGAUAAGGUGACCCAGAGUAGAGAGAUGGUGAAAUAUGCUCGGGUUUUGGUGGAUAUGGAGAUUUCAGAUCACCCUCCUAACAGUAUUGCUUUUAUCAAUGAACGGGGGCAGUUAGUGGAACAAUCGGUUGAGUAUGAAUGGCUCCCUUCUAAAUGCACAGCUUGUACUCAGUUAGGGCAUAUAGUGGCCAAUUGUAACAAGGAAAAAGGAGUGGUUUGGCGAAAGAAAAUCUCUGUUGAGAAAGGAGAGAAGUCAGAUCAGGAAAUUAAUGGUUCUGAGACAGUUCAUGAGCAUCAAUCUGAAGUUUCCAUACCAGAAAACAUAGUGCAAACUUCUACUAGUAUUGAUGCAGAAGAGCGGGGUAAAAGCUUAUCUAAGGACUAUGAGUCAAUGGAGAGAACUGAUCAGGGUAUUCGCAUAUCAUCUCAGCUAGUUGGAACAGACAGAGUUGACAGUGCUGGCAAUUGGAUUACUCCCAAAAGGAGAGGGUCACGGGCAGGGGCUGCUCCUAACAAGACAGUAACAGCUCCUAACAAGGUAGUAGCAGCUCCAUUUAAGACUAAGGAAAGUAAUGGCUAUGCGGUUUUACUUGAGUCCGGGGGUGGACAAGUGGUCACUAAUUCAAACCUAAUUCUUGAUGGAGGUUUGUAA
This is a messenger RNA of Humulus lupulus (European hop), 1383 nucleotides long. RefSeq lists its product as uncharacterized. The record is from RefSeq and is a predicted model, not a curated record. NCBI's taxonomy places the organism in Eukaryota, Viridiplantae, Streptophyta, Magnoliopsida, Rosales, Cannabaceae. Bases 1 to 1383 code for a protein of 460 amino acids. The transcript has a single exon.